Cyprinus carpio (common carp) is the source of this 14141-nucleotide messenger RNA. It is a transcript of the gene dnah2, whose product is annotated as dynein, axonemal, heavy chain 2. Gene Ontology annotation, molecular function: minus-end-directed microtubule motor activity; dynein light intermediate chain binding; ATP hydrolysis activity. Gene Ontology annotation, cellular component: dynein complex. NCBI's taxonomy places the organism in Eukaryota, Metazoa, Chordata, Actinopteri, Cypriniformes, Cyprinidae. The transcript has 88 exons. The record is from RefSeq and is a predicted model, not a curated record. Gene Ontology annotation, biological process: microtubule-based movement.
CACGCGCCGUUUCCAUGGAGACGCGUCCACACAGUUACCACGAGCAGCAGCGUUUGGUGUUUGCUGCUUGAAGCAGUUGGAAAACUUUGACUUUAAGCACUUUUGGUUAUUUAUACAGUGCUAUAUUUAACUUCACACGGUGGAAGACGCCGUCAGAGGAAGUAUUUCAGAGGUAAGCGUGCCCACAGAGGUAUCGGUCUCUCAGGAUGGCUGACCGAGGGACCCCCCAGCCUGCCCGUUCAUCUUCCAGCAUGUCCAUGCAGUCCGAUUCAGGGAAAGGUCACUCCAAGAGCAAACUCAUUUCCUCCACACCGGUCCCCAGUGAAGUCUCUCUAGAAGUGCCAGAGGUUGCAGUUGAGAAAGAGAAGCCUGUCUCAAAGGUGGAUGUUUCAGCAGAGGAAGCAGAUUCCUACACGGAACGGCUGAGAGAAGCUUUUAAACGGCGUUUAGCAUUGAGUGGUGUUUCAAAGGAGUCCUGGACAGAAGAAAGUGAGCGAGCCUUGGAUAAAUUCAUCUCAGACUCUUCUGUCAGGCUUCUCAUUGUCUACCAUGACCCUUUCACCAGCCUACGCGUGGAGUACGCCAUACCAGCUCAGGUGGUGGAGCAUAUGUCCUACUUCAUUCGGGCAGAGGACAGUAUAAUCACAGAGGAGAGUUUUAGGAGCAUGUUGCAGUUUGGUUCUGUAAGGGGAGGGGCCAUAAAGAGUCUCCUCAGGCUGAUGAAUGGCGUUCACACCCCUCAGGUCACCCUUAGCACUGCCUGGCCAGAGACCGCCAAGAACAACUACUCUGUAGAAUUGCACCGCUUCCUCAGCAAACUUACAGACAGCAGAUUUAAACUGCUGGGCAGCACUGUGCUGUACGUCCCUCUGGAGGCUCUGCAGCACCGCCCAGAGGAGGCCGUCACCAACAAGAGUCUGGUGCAAAGGCUGGAGAUGGUGAUGAUCCACUGGACACGUCAAAUAAAAGCACUGCUGAGCGCUCAACCCGUGAGUGACAUAGGAGACACCUCGGGCCUCCUGGAGGAGAUCUCUUUCUGGAAGAGCCGCUGUGCUGAUCUGGACAGCAUUAGUAAGCAGCUGCAGAAACCUGGAGUCUGUCAUAUACAAGCUAUUCUGCAGCUCUACACAUCAACCUACAUCCCACCCUUCUGUAAACUAGCCAAGCAAAUCCAGGAUAGUACUUUGCAGGCUCAGUCAAACGUCUCCUUCCUGUCCCUACUGAAAGAGCCAUGUGAGGAGCUUGCUCAGCUUAAACCUCGUGAGAUUGCACCCAAACUCGCUCACAUCCUUAACCUCAUCCGUGUGAUAUGGGUCAACUCCAGCUACUACAACACCCGUGACAGGAUCACGGUUCUAUUAUGCAAGAUUAGUAAUGAGAUCAUCCGUCUGUGCUGUCGGGAGAUUUCUCUGGACAGGAUCUUCCAGGGUUAUGUGAUCUCCAGCAAGCAGAUUCUGAAUGACUGUAUCCAGUGCUGCCUGGCUUGGAAAGAGCUCUACCUACACACCUCCCAGCUCCACCACAAAUACUCCUCCCAAGGGUGGUCGCUUGACCAGAUUACCAUAUUUGCUCUGGUGGAUUCCUUUGUGCGGAGAUGCAAAGAUCUAAUAGAGGUGUGUGAGUGUCAGCAGAAGUUUGCUCGCUGGGAAGAGGGUGAGCGAGUGCCGUUGCCAUGCUUUGCUGGACGUCAGGGGUCAGAGGUCACACAGAGACUGCUGUACAUAGAGGCAACCUUUAACAACAGCCUGCAAAUCCUGCACUCUGUUAAGGACAUCCUGGAUGUCAGAAAUCCCUCUUGGCAUGAGGACUACAGCAGGUUCCGUGGUAAAGUGAAAGAUCUGGAGGUGAUGAUGCAGAAUUUGAUCACUUCGACCUUCGAGACUGUGAACUGUGUGGAGGAAGGAGUACAGCUGCUUGACGUGUUUCAGCACCUGUCUGGACGAGAGGCAAUCAAGCGGACCAUUGACAGAAAGACGGUGGAUGUAUACGCAUUGCUUAGUGCUGAGCUGAGUGAUAUUAAUUUGGUGAUGUGCAGGCUGUCAUCGCUCACUCCUGCUCAGAUGCCUCAACACGCAGGACAGGGGCAUUGGACCCGAGCACUCCGAUCACGGAUAGAAAGACCCAUGGAGGUUCUCCGGCGUGCUCAUUUCCUGCCACACGUCAGCAGUGGAGAGGAGGUGCAUGUGAAUUAUGCUAAGCUGUGUCAGACUCUGGAUGAGAAGGUGAGGAGGAUCUUCACAGACUGGAGUCAGAGUCUGAACAGAGAGUGUCUCAGCAGUCUCAACCAGCCACUCAUGAUCCGCUGUAAAGGGAAGACAGGCCCGCUGGACAUCAACUUUAACAAGAACCUGUUGAAGAUGUUUAAUGAGAUUCAUUACUGGGACCGACUGCUCUUCGAGAUCCCUCACUAUGUCACAGAGGUGUAUCAGCGCAGAGAGGAACUCCACAACCUGAGAGAGAAUGUCCUCCUAGUUGUUAGAGACUAUAACAGAAUCAUUAAGGCUCUAAAUGCAGAUGAGCUGGGUCUCUUUUCUGAGAGAAUUCGGUUCCUGGAUCGGAAAAUCCAGCCAGGCCUGUCAAAACUGCACUGGUCCACAAAAGGAACAGCCAGCGUCUUUAUCAGUGACUGCAGAGUGCACGCCAACAAGGUGCAGUUAAUGGUGGAUGAGUAUAAGGCAGCUAGCUUAGCUGCUUCUAAACUCUGCGAGCAUAUCAGUGAGCUGCUUUUGGUGCGUGUGGAUGGCAAGAUGGUCUAUGGAGACCUGGAGUUCCAGGAGGAUCAGCAGAGUCAUCAGCAUAGCCAGCUGCUCCGACUGCAGAAUGCUCACCAGGACAUCAUCAAAAUCAUGUCCAGAGUCUACGGGAUCUUCCACCUAGAUGGCCCAGAGGUGCAACAGCAUUGGGUGUCAUACAUGGAGAAGAUGGACCGAAUGGUUGAGGAGGCGUUUCGUGUGAAUAUAAAGCGCUCUCUACAGGAGCUCUCUAAAGCCAUCAAUGGAGAUGGCAAGACAUCCCCAAACCCCUUAUUCAGAGUAGAGGUGGUACUGACACAACAGACUCUUCGAUCUCCUGCUCAGGUGGAUUUCUCCCCUUCUCUCCAGAAACUGGCCCACUUAGUGAACAGCAUUAGCUCUCAGCUCAUCAAGACCAUGUCAGGGUUCAAACGUCUACCAGACCUGCUGACCCGCCAGCACUCACAACGAAAACCUAUCCAAAGCAUCAUCGAGCAAGAUGAAGAGAUCUGUAAGAUCCAGGCAGCCAUAGCUGCAGGAAUGGUGACUAAUGCAUCUUACCUGCAGACCUACCUGAAGACCUGGGACAAACACAGAGAGAUCUGGGAAAUCGAAAAAGACGGCUUUAUACAGCGCUACCAGCGGCUCAACCCUACAGUAACCUCCUUUGACGCUGACAUAGCCAGAUACACAGAGGUGGCGAAUAACGUCCAGAAGGAGGAGACAGUGUUAAGUCUGCAGUUCGUGUUGCUGGACUGUUCUCCACUCAAAUUCUCUCUGUUGCAACAUUGUAACGAGUGGCAGAGCAAGUUCACACAGCUGCUCAGCCUUAUGGCCAGUGCCAAACUAAAGGAACUGCACAGCUUCCUGCAGGAAAAUGCUCUCAGGGUGUCUCAGCCUCCUCAGACUCUGCCGGAGUUGGGAGAGAGUCUAAAACUUCUGGAAACUCUGCAGGCAGAUCUGAGUAAGAUAGAAAGUCAGAUUCCGCCCAUCCACGAGCAGUUUGCCAUCCUUGAGAAAUACGAGGUUGCCGUCGACCCCGCUGUGUUGGAGUUGCUGGAGGCUCUGAAUUCAGAGUGGGUGUGGUUUCAGCAGGUUGUGAUUGACAGUAACGUCAUGUUGAAGAAACACAAAGACAUGAUGAAGAGUGGGCUGGUCCUCUCCUCUGAGGAGUUUAAGAAGAAGACACAGUCUGCCCUGCAGAGCUUCGAUAGCAAUGGUCCAUUUGGCAGCAGUGUAGCCCCAGAUUCUGCACUACAGCAGGUGUCAGAGCUGCGUACCCAGUUGGAGGCUCUUAAAGAAGAGCAGCAGAACAUACGCUAUGGUCUCAACAUCUUUAAUAUUGAACAGCCAGCCUCUAAAGACAUCCUCAUUCUUGAGAAGGACAUGAAUUACCUGCAGCAGGUAUGGGAGAUUGCCCAGCAGUGGGAGGCUCUUUGGGACGAGUGGAAGGGGGGUCACUUGGCCUCUCUACAGACCGAGGCCAUGGAUAACACCGCCCAGACCAUGUUCAAAAGACUCCACACACUCAGCAGAGAGUUCAAGGACAGGCACUGGGAGGUUGUGGACUUCUCUAAGAGCAGGAUCAUGCAGUUUAAGAAAAUCAUCCCACUGAUCACAGACCUUAGAAAUCCAGCCAUGAGAGAGAGACAUUGGGAUCAAAUAAGGCAAGAAGUGCAGCAAACAUUUGACCCAACCAGGGCAGACUUCACACUGGAGAAGAUUGUGGCUUUGGGUCUGGACCACCAUGCAGAGCGGAUCAGUGACAUAUCAGGAGCGGCCAGCAAAGAGCUCUCAAUAGAACAGACACUGGAAGGCAUCACGAAGACAUGGGAGGAAACAUCCCUGGACAUCACACCCUACAAAGACAAAGGUCACCACAAACUGAGGGGAACAGAUGAAGUGUUCCAGGCUCUGGAGGAUAACCAGGUGACACUCUCUGUAAUGAAAGCAUCUCGAUUCGUCAAAGCAUUUGAAAAGGAAGUUGAUCACUGGGAACGUAGUCUGUCUCUGGUGCUGGAAGUCAUAGAAAUGAUCCUCACUGUACAAAGACAGUGGAUGUAUCUAGAGAAUAUCUUUCUGGCAGAUGACAUACGUAAGCAGUUGGUUCGUGAGACAGCUGAAUUUGAUGAUGUCAACUCCAGUUGGAAGAUCAUCAUGGACCGACUCGACAAGGACAAAAAUGCUCUCAGAGGAACUCACUAUCCAGGUCUUCUAGAGAAGCUCUCAGAAAUGAACACUAAGUUAGAGGAGAUUCAGAAGUCUCUGGACAUGUACCUGGAGACCAAAAGGCAAAUCUUUCCUCGGUUUUACUUUCUGUCUAACGAUGACCUUCUGGAGAUCCUGGGCCAGUCACGCAACCCUGAAGCUGUGCAGCCACACCUCAAGAAGUGCUUUGACAACAUCAAAAGUCUCCGCAUCAACAAGGUUGGGAUCAAUAACAACAAAUCAGAGGCAAGUGGGAUGUUCUCAGCUGAUGGGGAGUUUGUUGACUUCACUCAUCCUGUUCUUCUGGAGGGGCCAGUGGAGGCAUGGUUGUGUGAUGUCGAGCGAACCAUGCGUUGGACUCUAAAGGACUGUCUGAAGAACUGCUCGAUGGCUCUCAAGAAGAUGCCAGGGAAGAGGGGCAAAUGGGUACGAGAGUGGCCUGGACAGAUGUUGAUCACAGCCAGUCAAAUCCAGUGGACCACAGACGUCACCAGAGCACUCAUGACCAGCAAAGAGAGAGCAGAUAAGGCUGCUCUUAAAUCACUUAAAAAGAAACAGGUGUCCAUGCUCAGUCAGUACUCUGAAGCCAUACGAGGGAACUUGUCAAAGAUUCUACGCUUGAAGAUCGUCGCCCUGGUCACUGUUGAGGUCCACGCCCGUGAUGUCAUCAGCAAACUGGCCAAAGCAGGCUGUUGUGAUGUCAGUGCCUUUGACUGGCUGUGCCAACUCCGCCUGUACUGGGACAAGGAUGUGGACGACUGCAUCAUCAAACAGACUAAUACCCACUUCCACUAUGGCUACGAGUACCUAGGCAACUCUGGUCGUCUGGUCAUCACCCCCCUCACAGACAGGUGCUACAUGACUCUUACCACAGCGCUGCAUCUGCACCGGGGCGGUUCUCCCAAAGGCCCUGCUGGGACUGGGAAGACAGAGACGGUUAAAGAUCUGGGUAAAUCUUUGGGCAUGUACGUGAUUGUGGUCAACUGCUCAGAAGGCUUGGACUUCAAAUCCAUGGGCCGCAUGUACUCUGGCCUGGCUCAGACAGGCGCGUAGGGUUGUUUUGAUGAGUUUAACCAUAUAAACAUUGAGGUGUUGUCCGUGGUUGCUCAGCAGAUCCUGUCCAUCCUGUCUGCUCUGUCUGCAUGUCUGUGUCUGUGGUUCUCAUCACCUCAGUUCCUGUUGUUUCUGCGUGUGUUUGUUUCUUCUGUAGGCUACGCUGGCCGCACUGAGCUGCCUGAUAAUUUGAAGUCUAUGUUUCGGCCGAUCUCUAUGGUAGUGCCAGAUUCCACCCUUAUAGCUGAGAUCAUGCUUUUUGCAGAGGGUUUCAAUAACUGCAAGGUGCUGGCUAAGAAGGUCUUCACUCUGUAUUCUCUGGCAGUACAGCAGUUGUCUAAACAGGACCACUAUGACUUUGGCUUGAGGGCUCUCACCUCUCUGCUUCGCUAUGCUGGGAAGAAGCGCAGAGCUUGCCCUGACAUUGUCGAUGAAGAGAUCCUGCUGAUGUCUAUGAAGGACAUGAACAUCGCUAAACUAACCUCCAUCGAUCUGCCACUGUUUAAUGGGAUCAUCCAGGAUCUUUUCCCUGCUGUGGAGACACCCACUAUCGACUAUGGAAAGCUGAAAGAAGCUAUAGAGGCAGAACUUCGACAGAACGGUCUCCAGGUGACCCCCUUCACCGUGACCAAGGUAAUUCAACUGUACGAGACCAAAAACUCCCGACACUCCUCAAUGAUCGUGGGGAAGACGGGCAGCGGAAAGACGGUCACAUGGAGAACCCUUCAAAACGCGCUCAGCACCCUGCAUCGCAAGGGAGAACCGGAAUUCAACAUCAUACGUGAGUGUCCACUAAACCCCAAGGCAGUGAGCCUGGGAGAGCUGUAUGGAGAAUACAACCUCUCCACCAAUGAGUGGACAGACGGCGUCCUCUCCUCGCUUAUGAGGACAGCCUGUGCAGAUGAGAAGCCUGAUGAGAAGUGGAUUGUGUUUGACGGGCCAGUGGACACGCUGUGGAUCGAGAGCAUGAACUCUGUAAUGGAUGACAACAAAGUCCUCACACUCAUCAACGGAGAGAGAAUCUCCAUGCCCGAACAGGUCUCGUUAUUGUUUGAAGUGGAGGAUCUAGCUGUGGCGUCUCCUGCUACCGUGUCCCGCUGUGGAAUGGUUUACAACGACUACUCUGAUUUGACCUGGAAGCCUUAUGUUCAGUCCUGGAUGGAAAAACGGCAGAAGGUUGAAAUGGAUCAUCUCAGGCAGCUGUUUGACCGCCACAUAGACAAGACCCUCACCUUUAAGAAGACUCAUUGUAAGGAGCUGGUGCCCAUCACUGAACUGAACGGAGUGGCAUCGCUCUGUAGGCUCUACGACUCACUGGCCACUCCAGAGAACGGGGUGAACCCAGCGGACUCUGAAAACUUUGGCCGUAUGGUGGAGCUCUGGUUCAUCUUCAGUCUCAUAUGGUCUGUGUGCGCCUCCGUAGAUGAGGAUGGACGCAAGAAGAUUGACAACUUCCUGCGGGAAGUAGAGGGAAGUUUCCCAAAUAAGGACACCAUCUACGAAUACUACGUGGACACCAAGAACAAAACGUGGGCGUCAUUUGAGGACAAGUUGCCCAAAGGCUGGCGCUACGCCUCCAACGCUCCGUUCUAUAAGAUCAUGGUCCCCACAGUGGACACUGUGCGCUAUCAUUAUCUGGUCAAGGCUCUGGUGUCCACUCAGCACCCUGUGCUCCUGACAGGUCCAGUGGGGACAGGAAAGACUUCAGUGGCCCAGAAUGUCCUGCAGAGCCUAGACUCAGUCACGUGGGCCAUGCUCACCAUCAACAUGUCCUCACAGACUAGCUCUAAUAACGUGCAGGAGAUCAUCGAGUCUCGAGUGGAGAAGAGGAUUAAAGGUGUGUAUGUCCCAGUGGGAGGGAAAAGGAUGGUUGUUUUCCUGGAUGAUCUCAACAUGCCCGCCAUGGACGACUUUGGCUCACAGCCUCCUCUGGAGCUGCUCCGUCUCUGGAUCGACUAUGGCUUCUGGUACGACCGCCAGAAACAGAUCCUCAAGUGUAUCAAGGACAUUUAUCUGCUGGCUGCUAUGGGGCCCCCUGGUGGAGGGAGGACUCAGAUAUCAGGACGCCUUCAGAGUCGCUUUAAUCUUAUCAACAUGACAUUUCCUACAGAGUCUCAGAUAAAGCGUAUCUAUGGCACCAUGAUCAGUCAGAAGCUGCAGGAGUUUGAGGAGGAGGUGAAGCCCAUCGGGGGGGUUCUGACUCAGGCCACCCUGGAGCUCUACCACGCCAUUACCGCCCGCUUCUUACCCACGCCCGCAAAAAUACAUUAUCUCUUCAACCUCAGAGACAUCUCCAAGGUGUUCCAGGGUUUAUUGCGAGCACACAAAGACUUCCACGACACCAAACAGAGCAUCACCCGCCUCUGGAUUCAUGAGUGCUUCAGGGUCUUCUCUGAUCGACUGGUGGAUCAUGCAGACAUGGAGACUUUUGUGGGACUUCUGUCAGAAAAACUAGCUUCUUAUUUCGAUGUCCCCUACCACACAAUUUGCCCUAACAAACAGCCUCCUAUAUUUGGUGAUUUCCUGAGGGAGCCACAUGUGUAUGAGGACCUGUUGGACUUCAAAGCUCUUAAGGUUCAUAUGGAGAACGAGCUAGAGGAUUAUAACCUCACGCCUGGUGUGGUUCCCAUGAGUCUGGUGCUCUUUAGAGAUGCUAUAGAACAUGUAACGCGUUUGGUACGUGUGAUCAGUCAGCUCCGGGGGAACAUGUUGCUGGUCGGUAUCGGUGGCUCAGGCAGACAGAGUUUAUCCAGACUCGCCGCCUACAUCUGUAAGUUUACAGUCUUCCAGGUGGAGGUCACCAAACAGUACCGCAAACAAGAGUUCAGAGAGGAUAUUAAAAAGCUCUAUCGGCUGACAGGAGUGGAAAACAAGCCCACUGUGUUCUUGUUUAAUGACACGCAGAUCGUGGACGAGUCCUUUCUUGAAGACAUUAACAACAUUCUGAGCUCAGGGGAGGUGCCCAAUCUCUAUAAAGCAGAUGAGCUCGAUGAGAUUUACAAUGCUCUGUCAGACUCAGCCAGGAAGGACAAUAUCCUGGAGACAUCAGACGCCAUGUUUAACUACCUGAUAGAGCGCGUCAGAAACAACCUGCACAUUGUGCUGUGCAUGAGCCCUGUAGGAGACCCAUUCAGGAACCGUAUUCGACAGUACCCAGCCCUUGUGAACUGCACAACGAUAGACUGGUUCUCUGAAUGGCCACGUGACGCUCUAUUGGAAGUGGCUGAAAGAUUUUUGGAUGGACUCUCUUUAGGGAGCGAGGAUGGGAUCCAGACUAAUGUUGCCAGUAUCUUUGUGACCAUGCACCAGUCUGUGGCCCAGUUCUCUCACAGGAUGAAAGUAGAACUGAAGAGACACAAUUAUGUCACACCCACCAACUACCUGGAGCUGGUUUCUGGAUACAAGAAGUUGUUGUAUGAGAAGCGUGGCGAGCUCGGAGAGCAAGUGUCUAAGUUGAGGAAUGGCUUGUUUAAAAUUGACGACACACGCAGUAAGGUAGAGGGCAUGUCUGUGGAGUUGGAAGAGGCCAAGAAGAAAGUGGCUGAGUUCCAGAAACAGUGUGAGGAAUAUCUGGUUGUCAUUGUGCAGCAGAAGAGAGAGGCAGAUGAACAGCAGAAGGCGGUGGGUGCUCACAGUGAGAAAAUAGAAGCAGAAGAAAUCAAGUGUAAGGCCAUGGCUGAGAACGCUCAGAGAGACCUAGAUGAAGCACUUCCUGCUCUAGAGGAAGCCAUGAAGGCUCUGGAGUCGCUGAAUAAGAAAGAUAUGACGGAGAUCAAGUCUUAUGGCAGACCUCCAGCUCUUGUGGAAACCGUCAUGCAGGCAGUUAUGAUCCUCAGAGGAUGUGAUCCAACUUGGGCGGAGGCCAAGAGACAACUGGGAGAGGGAAACUUCAUUAAGCAGUUGGUGAAUUUUGAUAAGGACAACAUCUCCGACCGCGUGCUGAAGACCAUUGGACAUUACUGCACGCAGCCCGACUUCCAGCCUGAGAUCAUCGGACGGGUCUCGCUCGCUGCAAAGUCUCUCUGCAUGUGGGUCAGGGCCAUGGAGGUAUAUGGCCGUAUCUACAGGGUGGUUGAGCCAAAGAGAGCAAGGCUGCAUGGAGCAAUGACUCAGCUGGCUGAGAAACAGGCCGCACUGGCUGAGGCCCAGGGCAAACUCAGAGAGGUAGGAGAGAAACUGGAUCAGCUGAAGCGGCAAUAUGAUGAAAAGCUGGCCCAGAAAGAGGAGCUACGGAAGAAAUCCGAGGACAUGGAGAUCAAACUGGACCGGGCCGGCAAGCUGGUGUCUGGACUGGCAGGAGAGAGAGUUCGCUGGGAGGAGACAGUGGCUGGUCUAGAGAAGAACAUGUCCUGUUUGGUGGGAGACUGCCUGCUGGCUGCUGCUUUCCUGUCCUACAUGGGCCCUUUCCUGUCCAACUACAGAGAUGAGCUGGUCACAAAUAUCUGGAUGAAACAGGUGAGAGAACUGGGGGUGCCGUGUUCUCCGGGAUUCAGCUUUGCCAUGUUCCUGUCUAAACCCACGGCAGUGCGCGAAUGGAAUAUCCAAGGCCUUCCGUCUGAUGCCUUCUCCACUGAGAACGGAGUCAUCGUCACCCGUGGCAACCGAUGGCCACUAAUGGUGGACCCUCAAGGACAAGCGCUGAAGUGGAUUAAGAACAUGGAGUCCAAACGGGGGUUGAAGGUAAUAGACCUGCAGAUGCCGGAUUUUUUGCGGAUCCUGGAGAAUGCAGUGCAGUUUGGUUCCCCAGUUCUUUUGCAGAACGUCCAAGAUGAACUAGAUCCUUCACUAGCCCCCAUUCUCAACAAGUCCCUCACAAAAGUUGGUGGGCGUUUCUUGUUAAAACUGGGAGAUAAAGAAGUGGAAUACAGUCCUGAAUUCCGUUUCUACAUGACCACCAAACUGUCCAAUCCACAUUACACUCCUGAAAUCUCUUCCAAAACCACCAUUGUCAACUUUGCUGUUAAAGAACAGGGUCUGGAGGCCCAGCUGCUGGGGAUCGUGGUGAGGAAGGAGCGUCCUGAGCUGGAGGAACAGAAGGACUCUCUGGUGAUCAACAUCGCCUCUGGCAAGAGGAAACUGCAGGAGCUGGAGGACGAGAUCCUGCGGUUGCUGAAUGAGGCGUCCGGCUCCCUGCUGGAUGACGUUCAGCUGGUGAACACCCUGCAGACCUCCAAAGUCACGGCCACGGAGGUCGCAGAACAACUGGAGAUCAGCGAACUGACCGAGAGCCAAAUCGAUACCGCCAGAGAGGCCUACCGCCCCUGCGCCCAGAGGGCAUCCAUCCUGUUCUUUGUACUGAAUGAUCUGGGCUAUAUAGAUCCCAUGUAUCAGUUCUCUCUGGACGCCUACAUCAACCUGUUCACCCUGAGUAUAGAGAGCAGCCCCCGCAGCCACAAACUGGAAGAGAGGAUAAACAACCUCAACAGACACCACACUUAUGCCGUCUACAGAUACACCUGUCGAGGACUGUUUGAGUGUCACAAGCUCCUGUUCAGUUUCCACAUGUGCGCCAAGAUCCUGGAGGCGUCCAGAAAGCUCAACAUUGAUGAAUACAGCUUCUUUCUCCGGGGGGGACUGGUUCUGGAUAAGGAGAAACAGAUGGAUAACCCCUGCUCUAGCUGGCUGUUGGACUCUAACUGGGACAACAUAACUGAACUGGAUAAACUGACUAAUUUCCAUGGACUCAUGGCCUCGUUUGAGCAGUACCCUCGAGACUGGCACCUCUGGUACACCAAUCCAGAACCAGAGAAAGCACCGCUUCCUGGUGAAUGGCAAAAAAACUGCAAUGAGCUGCAGAGGAUGCUGAUUGUACGUUCUCUCCGACAGGAUCGCAUCUCUCUCUGCGUCACGACUUUCGUCAUCAAUAACCUGGGCUCUCAGUUUGUAGAGCCGCCCAUUCUUGAUAUGAAGGCUGUUUUAGCGGACAGCACCAUGAGGACUCCUCUGAUCUUUGUGCUGUCCCCUGGUGUGGACCCAACAGCAGCCCUGGUUCAGCUGGCAGAGACGUCAGGCAUGGGUCAGCGCUUCUUUGCCCUCUCACUGGGUCAGGGCCAGGCACCCAUUGCAACACGGCUGAUCAAAGAGGGAGUCGCAAAUGGUCAUUGGGUGUUCUUGGCUAAUUGUCACCUGUCUCUCUCUUGGAUGUGUGAGCUGGAUAAACUAGUAGAUGAGUUACAAAUCCAAGAAUGUCAUCCAGAUUUCCGACUGUGGCUAAGCUCCUCCCCUCACCCAGAAUUCCCCAUUGCCAUCCUGCAGACAGGCAUCAAAAUCACUACUGAGCCUCCUAGGGGGGUGAAGUGGAAUAUGAAGCGUCUCUAUCAGCGAGUGUCUGAGUCUCAGUUCUCACGUUGCUCGCGGCCGCUGCUGUACCGUAAGCUGCUCUUCGCUCUCUGCUUCUUCCACAGCGUCAUCCAGGAGAGAAGGAAGUUCCUACAGCUCGGCUGGAACAUUGUCUACAGCUUCAACGACUCUGACUUUGAGGUGAGUGAGAGUCUUCUGAGUCUUUAUUUGGAUGAGUAUGAGGAAAUCCCCUGGGAUGCUCUCAAGUUUCUCAUCGCUGGGAUCAACUAUGGAGGACAUGUGACUGACGACUGGGACCGACGUUUACUUACCACUUACAUCAACCAAUAUUUCUGUCCUGCUGUUAUUGAUACGCCCUUCUUUAAGGUCUCCUCGUUGGUGCAUUACUAUGUUCCUCGUGAUGGGCCUCAGUCCUCAUAUUUGGACUUCAUUGGUCAGUUGCCAGCACUGGAGCACCCGGAACUAUUUGGACAACACCCCAAUGCUGACAUCGCCAGCCAGAUCACAGAGGCUCGAACCCUCUUCCACACACUACUGUCUCUGCAGCCACAAGUCACCAGCACCGACACCACCAGCCCUGGAGCCAGCAGGGAAGAUAAGGUGUUGGAAUUUUCUGCUGAUGUUCUGCAGAAGAUUCCUGCUGAGAUUGACUAUGAGGGUACUAGAAAGUUGCUAAAGGAUGACCUUUCACCUCUAAAUGUAGUACUGCUGCAGGAGAUCCAAAGAUACAACGCACUGCUGCACACCAUCAGGUUAUCUCUCUUAGAGCUAGAGAAGGGCAUUAAAGGCCUGGUUGUGAUGUCCAGCAGCCUAGAGGAGAUAUUUCACAAUAUCCAUGAUGCUCGUGUACCUCCUCUCUGGGAAAAGGUGUACCCAUCUCUGAAGCCCCUGGCGUCUUGGACAAGGGACCUCUGCCAGCGCGUGGAGCAGUUUGCUCGCUGGGCGGAAACUGCUCGCCCUCCUGUCCUCUUCUGGCUGUCUGGAUUUACCUUCCCUACGGGCUUCCUCACCGCUGUACUGCAGAGCUCUGCACGCCAGAACAACGUGUCUAUAGACACUCUAUCCUGGGAGUUCAUUGUCAGCACUAUGGAUGACAAGAAUCUGCAUUCCCCUCCCAAGGAUGGAGUGUUCAUCCAGGGGCUGUAUCUGGAGGGGGCGGGCUGGGAUAAGAAAGCUUCCUGUCUGGUAGAGGCAGAGCCUAUGCAGCUAUUCUGCCCCAUGCCCUCCAUCCACUUCAAACCUGUGGAGAGCCGCAAGAGGGUCGCCAAGAAUAUGUACUCCUGUCCCUGCUACUACUACCCUGUGCGGUCCGGUGGUAGCGGUCGGCCAUCAUUCGUGGUGCCCGUUGAUCUGAAGUCUGGAGCUGUGCCUUAUGAUCACUGGAUCAAGAGAGGAACCGCUCUGCUCAUGAGCCUUGAUAACUAAACACACUCACACUUUCAGUGACACUUGAUUAACACUCCUUCGUGUCUAAUUUUAUGCAAUGCACAAAAGAGGUCAAGCACUUGUUAUACCGUUUUACACACUGAGUAAAUUUAAUUUAAGAAGAGAAAUUAAUAUGUGCCGAAUCACAAGAGAUGAAAUUAAAACUCUAGCAAUUUGUUACUUUUAUGAGAUUCAUUUAAAUGUUUAAUAAAACAGCUCAGCAUUUUCUCAUUUGUUGGUGUUGCAGAUUUUCCACAUAUUAAAAAUUAACAACCAAUAAUUUCACUUGAUGGGACAACAGUCAUGAAAUUCAGUAUAUGCCUGCAGGAUGUCAGCAAGAUGCUGUGUAUUAAAUUUUGUGAGAAUCGGCCACAAGGUGGCACUACAAUUGACUUUUUGUAAAGAUCUCAGAAAUGAACUGGA